This is a messenger RNA of Emericellopsis atlantica, 1800 nucleotides long. RefSeq lists its product as uncharacterized. Gene Ontology annotation, biological process: lipid metabolic process. The transcript has a single exon. Lineage: Eukaryota; Fungi; Ascomycota; Sordariomycetes; Hypocreales; Bionectriaceae. The record is from RefSeq and is a predicted model, not a curated record. Gene Ontology annotation, molecular function: phosphoric diester hydrolase activity. Bases 42 to 1679 code for a protein of 545 amino acids.
CGUGAGUCAAAAUACAGAGUUGAAAUUGACACAGAAGAACAAUGACACAACUGACAGCGUCUGGGAAUGCAGGUGCAUUGUCACUCGCUCCCAAUAGCCGAAUACUCGCACCCGUUGCCCGCCGCAAACAUUCUGAUCACCUGAGUACCGCCUACCUGACUCUCAUGAAUGGAACGCCUUAUAAUUGGCAGCGUAACUAUUCACACUCCUAUCAAAUGGUUGGUUGGAAACAAGAGUCCCCCUUGUCAGUGAAGGCUGGCGAGGCAGUCCAAUUUCUCAUCCAGCCUAGUGAAGGCCUAUUUGACAGAUCAACUGACAGCGCCGGGGAACUUGUCUAUCAUCUGGAGGGAACAUCGACGCCAAUGGCCUUCGAGUUGAAAUACCGCCAUAACAAGCAGAAGUACCGGUGGGAGGCGCAGAUUACCUUCCGCGGGGAUCUCAUGUCUUCUCAAGCGAAAAAAGGCGCCACCACGAUGAUUGGCAACUCGCACACAUGGUUUGUGCCGCCUUCUCUCCCUGGGGCGUACGGCGGAACGGCCUUCCUCUUGGCUGGCACUGAGACAGAUGGCUUCAUUUCGACGACUGGUGUGGACAAAGCCGAUGGGGACGCUGGCUGGAUGCACAACAUGCUUCCGCAAAUUGGACAAAAGUCGUUACGCGAGGUCAUCGUCCCGCGUUCACACCACGCUGCACUCAAUGUUGCCAAUAGCACCAGGCUCGGGGUAUUAGGGAUCGAGAAAUAUGCAGUUACCCAGACGCGCUCACUGGCAGAGCAGCUGCGCCGUGAUGGCGUUCGUGUUCUUGACACUCGCGUGGCAAAGAUUUAUCCACGAGCACAUCGCAACAGUUCUUUUCCUGACGCGUUGUUCGCCGAGUUUCACGGAAUCAAAUCUGAUGCUGGCUUGCAAGGUAUGGCAGGAGAUACCCUGCCUCAUAUCAUAGACGCCAUCAACCAUUUCAACGAAGAAUACCCUGGGGAGCUGAUCAUCUGGGAGUUUCACCAAGAGACAUUCGUGCACGACGGGAGAGUUAGUAGCUCGCUUGCUACGGCGAUCACGCGCGAUCUGGAUGACCAGGAGAGGAUGGAGGUAUUCGACAUGCUCAAGCGCAACCUCAAGCACCGCGUGGACCUGCCCGCAAUUGCCGAAGGCGUGGAUGACUAUACCCAAAUUCCUCUUGAACGCUUCAUUGGAGACGGAAAGUCGGCAGUUUUGGUCAUCUUUGCCGAUGGUUGGAUGCACGCCGUGUCAGAGAAGGGCAUCCCGUUCGCUAAAGAGGGCAUGAUAACCCGAAGCAAGUUCCCCUACACUGGGCAAUGGGCAGACACCGAUCAAAUAGCCAAAAUGACGAGGAACCAGCUUACUCAACUGAAGAGACUGCGCCUCCAGCCAAAGGACAAGCUUUUCGACCUGCAGUGGAUUCUCUCGAUGGGCCCAUCGACGUUCCUUCGGAUGUCCGGCAAAGAUCUGAUUACAAUGGCACGCCAGAGCAUGGUUGAGUUCAGAAAAUGGGUCUGGAUGUACAUGACGACGGAGAGGUAUCCAAACUGGGUGACUCUGGACGGGCUGGAGAACGGCGAGAUGAAGACCUGGGCAAUGGCAGCCAACUUGUGCUUCGUGGCACGAAAGUGUGGCGACUGGGCGCUGGCGCCGAGGUCUGACAUGAAAGGGGGGAGCUGAGGAUGUUGGACCUAUUCUGCGAGAGAUCCGACAGAACACUACUUGGUGCACCCUAACGUUAGUUCAUUGAAUGGCAACAUGAUUGACCUGCUCUGAAGGCGGCGAAUUGUAUUUGUCUGAG